CACGGAACCAAGCCUGAGCGCGACCCGGGCACUGAGACGCCGACUCCGCCGACGCUGGACGAAGCAGCGGGACCGGUCCGUGCCUGAGCAUGGAAAUGAAGCGCCAGGGAGGGCAUGUCCGGGGCGCCGGAGACGCCAGGCCCGAGUAGCUCCUCCAUGGAGCCUGCCCAGAGCGGUCCCUGCUCGCCGGUUUCGCCCCUGGUCCUGUGCGGCUGCUGAGAGCGCUCCUUGCUCUGUAAAGUGGAUGUCAGGUGGAUCUAUGUUUUUGAAGGAACAAAGACUCAGCGAAAGCACCGCCGAGGAAGUUUGAGACGCGGGAGGAUGCAGGCUGCGUGCUGGUACGUGCUUCUCCUCCUGCAGCCCACCGUCUACUUGGUCACAUGUGCCAAUUUAACAAAUGGUGGAAAGUCAGAACUUCUAAAAUCAGGAAGCAGCAAAUCCACACUAAAGCACAUAUGGACAGAAAGCAGCAAAGACUUGUCUAUCAGCCGACUCCUGUCACAGACUUUUCGUGGCAAAGAAAAUGAUACAGAUUUAGACCUGCGAUAUGAUACCCCAGAACCUUAUUCUGAGCAAGACCUUUGGGACUGGCUGAGGAACUCCACAGACCUCCAAGAGCCUCGGCCCAGGGCCAAGCGAAGGCCCAUUGUUAAGACGGGCAAGUUUAAGAAAAUGUUUGGAUGGGGUGAUUUUCAUUCCAACAUCAAAACAGUGAAGCUAAACCUGUUGAUAACUGGGAAAAUUGUAGAUCACGGCAAUGGGACAUUUAGUGUUUAUUUCAGGCAUAAUUCCACCGGUCAAGGGAAUGUAUCUGUCAGCUUGGUGCCCCCUACAAAAAUAGUGGAAUUCGACUUGGCACAACAAACCGUGAUUGAUGCCAAAGAUUCCAAGUCCUUUAACUGUCGCAUUGAAUAUGAAAAGGUUGACAAGGCUACCAAGAACACACUCUGCAACUAUGAUCCUUCAAAAACCUGUUACCAGGAGCAGACCCAGAGUCAUGUAUCCUGGCUCUGCUCCAAGCCCUUUAAGGUGAUCUGUAUUUACAUUUCCUUUUAUAGUACAGAUUAUAAACUAGUACAGAAAGUGUGCCCCGACUACAACUACCACAGCGACACACCUUACUUCCCCUCCGGAUGAGGAUGGACAUGGGUGAGACUGAAGCCUGAGGAAUUAAAGGUCAUAUGACAGGGCUGUUACCUCACAGAAGAAGGUCACAUCUGUUGCCUGGAAUGUGUCUACACUGCUGCUCUUGUCAACUGGCUGCAAAUGUGCCAGUGGAAAUCAAUCUGAUGUAAUUUCUGCCCAGUCAGCUUCAUCUCUCAGCAUAGUUGUAAAUCACCACAGAUUUUAAAGGCACACUUGAAGACAUGCUCUCACACAUAGAUGUACACAAACACAUAUUCUUAUACAUUUCAGCUUGCAUCUGUCACGGUUCCUGUCAAGAGGGCUUUCAUUGUCUGACUCAUAAUGGUUUAGGAUAAACUUUCAUCAAGCAAAAGGAUUAACUAGACAGUGAAUGGUUUCUAACACUUGCUGUUAUGGAAAUCUCUUUUAAAGUCUUGAGUACAUGCUAAUCAAUAAUCCCCAUUCAUGCAUUCCUACUGCUUGGAGUAGCUGUACUGGUAAAUACUACUGUAGGAGUAUAUGCUUGUUAAAAUGGAAAAAAAAAUGUGUCUUUAGAGCUCAGUAUGCUUUAUUUUAUGAACACAACAAAGUGUAGUAAAUUUUUUCCAGCAUAUAGUAGGCACAUUCAAGGUAAUAUAAGAUGGCUCUUUUUUUCUAUGGAGGGAGCCUGUUUUCAGUAAAGAUGAGCAAACAUUUGGAAUUUACAUGUGGGCAGACAUUGGAUUACAGCUUUCAUCACCAGUCAUUGGACUUUUGCAAAGUGAGACCAGCUAAGGCUGCUUAAAACAAGUUCUGAUCAUUAUAUAAGAAGGGAAAUGCCUGACAGACACCAUGUAAGUUAUAAGUGUCUGUCUUAUCUUUACUACACAUAUUGUAACAAAUUCAAUAUCCUAGUCUUCAUUUGUAUGAAUGGUUUGUAUUGUACAUAGUUUAACCCAGUGUUAUUUGAGCUGCUUAUUAAUAUUAACUUGUAUUUGUCUCUGCUUGUUAUUGGUUAAAAAAGAAAAAAAAAA
Messenger RNA from Mirounga angustirostris (Northern elephant seal), 2138 nucleotides. It is a transcript of the gene NXPH1, whose product is annotated as neurexophilin 1. The record is from RefSeq and is a predicted model, not a curated record. Bases 322 to 1137 code for a protein of 271 amino acids. The transcript is spliced from 3 exons. Lineage: Eukaryota; Metazoa; Chordata; Mammalia; Carnivora; Phocidae. Gene Ontology annotation, molecular function: signaling receptor binding.